AUGAAAGUUGUUACACCAGAAAUCUCUUGGCAUGAACGCGAUCCAGUUUACAGUGUAGACUUCCAGCCAGGUCUCUGGCCGGUUCAACGGAUUGCUAGUGGUGGAGUGGAUAAGAUUGUUAGGAUAUGGCAAAUGACUCUGGAUUCAGAGGGCAAAGCUCAGGUGGACUUUUUAUCUAAUUUGAGGCGACACACUGCAACGGUCAACGUGGUUCGCUUCUCCAGAAAUGGUGAGCUUCUUGCGACAGCUGGAGAUGAUUCAACGAUUAUUUUGUGGAAACUGAACGAUGUCCCUGCACCAUCAAACAACAUUUUUGCUGAGGAUGAUGUUGAGGACGACAAGGAGACUUGGGUGUGCCAUAAAACUCUAAGGGGUCAUUUGGGUGAUGUUGUGGAUUUGUCCUGGUCAAAAGACAACAGUUACCUAAUAUCUGGGUCAGUGGACAAUUGUGCAAUCAUUUGGGACGUGGCUAAAGGUGUGAAAUAUGCUCUCUUUAAAGAACACAAGAGCUAUGUUCAAGGUGUAGCCUUUGAUCCUCUUGGUACCUAUGUGGCCACCUUAAGUGCUGACAGGUCUCUUAGACUGUACAAUUUUACCACAAAGAGCUGUGUUCAUAACGUCAGCAAGAUGACACUUCCCCCUUUGGCAGCACCAACUCCUGCCUCAACGGAUGCUUCAACAAACACUUUAGAAACAAAACUGAAACCCUUCAGGAUUUUUCACGACGACAGUCUUCGUUCUUUUUUCCGACGUUUGGAGUUCUCGCCUGAUGGACAGUUGUUGCUGGCUCCUGCCGGUUGCAUGGAACUUGGAGACAAGAUCGUCAACACAUCUUUUGUUUUUGCAAGAGGAGCUUUUUCUAAACCUGCUGUGUAUCUGCCAAGUCCUGAGAAGACAACUACAGUUGUUAGAGCUAAUCCCCAGUUGUUUGAACUCAGGCCUUCUGAAAACGCCAGCAGUCAGCCAAAGGUCAUAGAUGGAGAAAAUGAAGUGGAUAAGACAAAACCAUGGGAGAAAGCAAAGUCUUUAUUCUGUUUACCCUACCGCAUUGUGUUUGCGGUUGGCACCGAGGAAUCCGUGUUGCUCUAUGACACCCAGCAGACCAUGCCUGUAGGCCUACUGAAGAACAUACACUACCAUCAGAUCAGUGACUUAUCCUGGUCAGGUGAUGGGAGAGCUUUGAUAAUCUCUUCAACUGAUGGAUUCUGUACGAUUGCUACAUUUGAAGAUAAUGAACUGGGCGUGCCAUACAAAGAUUCAUGUGCAGAUGUCAACAAAGCAAACAUUCUCUCCACAGCGAAGAAUCGAUCAAAUGAAGACACAGACAGUAACAAAUCUCCAGAAACGACAUCUACCAGUUUAUCAUCAUCAUCAUCUGCAGAAACUAGUGAUGAAAAAACACCAAAAAGAUCCAGAAAGAGCAAACCCAUGUCCCAUCAAGACGGGACUAAACCCAUGUCCCAUCAAGACGGGACUAAACCCAUGUCAAACAAGAACAAGCAUACCUCGGCUGUAACGGAUGCCUCAGGUACUCAGAAUGCAGACAAUGUACCGGCAGCAGAAUCUCAUCAGACAGAACUAUCAGAACAAGUUAGCUCAAUGGAGAUUACAGAAUCUAGCAGUGUUGAGGCAGACAGUAGUAAAGGUGUGCCAAAGGUUACGGCAGUGGAUGGAGCUAAAAGUGAGGAGAAAGAACAAGAAGCCCCAAAGAAGAAGAGAAUACAGAUAACAACACUGAGCUUGUUAAGCAAGAAGUAG
Molecule: messenger RNA, 1758 nt
Organism: Candidula unifasciata
Lineage: Eukaryota; Metazoa; Mollusca; Gastropoda; Stylommatophora; Geomitridae
Source: the annotation of a GenBank genome assembly